GUCGCCAUCAUGGCUCUGCCUCUCUCCGCUCUCCCUCCCCCCUCACUUGUCCUCUCACACCUUCCCCCAACAGUCAAUCGCCCUUCAGCCUUCCACCCAUUAACUCCCCCCUGACAGUGGACACCAUGCCCGCCGAUAAGCCCCCGGUCGGCCAGUCGGCUCCGGAUCUGGAGAUCGUGGGAAACCAGGUCACCAUCCACCCCAGUGCCGUCACCGGAGGCGAGCCGCACGAUGACGAGAUCACCGAACGCAACCUGGUCCGCCACAUGGCGCGAUUCCGCGAGAACCCCUUCGACUUCCUCCGCGAGGUCAGCCUCUACAUGUCCGGCACCGGCUGGCGCGCUUACGACGACGUGAUCGGCCAGCCGAUCUUCUACUCCGGGUUUACCGAUCGGAUGAAGUCGCGGAUCCUGGCCAGCACCCUGCUGCAGGGGAAGGUGAAGGAGUUGGCGGCGACCCGCUUGGCGGUGGAGGAGAAAGAGGGGCUGUUGGAUAUACAACCGGGGCCGGUGGACAGGAAGCGGACGCAUCGUCGGAGCGAGAUCGAGAGUCAUCUCCGCGAGGUGGUCGACUCCAUGCUCGACAGCAUGAUCUGCAAGAUGGAGAGCAAGCGGUUCAUCCGCGGCGCGUAUUAUCUGUGCACGCAGCUUCUGACGCGCGCUUAUCAUCAAGGCAUCCACGUCUCCAGCGAGGAGGUCCUCCGCCUGCGCUCCGUCGCGGAGGAGGCGGCUCGCAAGAAGCAGUCGAUUGUCUUCCUGCCUUGCCACAAGUCUCAUGUUGACUACGUGUCGCUGCAGCUGAUCUGCUACCGUCUGGGAAUCGGACUUCCCGUGGUUGUGGCGGGAGAGAACCUUAAUAUCCCGAUGUUGGGGCCUUUCCUCCAGCAUGCAGGUGCGAUGUGGAUUCGGCGCAGUUUCGGGAACGACCCGCUGUAUAACACCGUCGUGCAGGCGUAUAUCGACACCAUGUUGCAGCAGGGGUUCAACUUUGAGUGUUUCAUCGAGGGCGGUCGCUCGCGCACGGGCAAGCUCCUGUCGCCGAAGUUUGGCAUCCUCAGCUUCAUUCUCGAUAGUGUGAUCUCUGGUCGUGUGGAGGAUACAAUUAUAUGUCCCGUCAGCACGCAGUACGACAAGGUCAUCGAAACUGAAUCGUACAUUAGCGAACUCCUCGGCCAGCCAAAGAGGAAGGAAAACCUCGCGGAUCUUUUGUCGUCAUCCUCGGUGCUGUCCUUGAAGCUGGGCCGAGUCGACGUUCGGUUCCACGAACCGUGGAGUCUGAAGGAGUUCAUUGCCCAGCAGCUGACUCGGCUGCCUGAGCAGAUCGAUGCAAAUGGCGGGCGGACGCUGAGCUACGAUGACAGAGGCCGGGUGCUGCGGUCGCUAGGAUACCGGGUUCUCUCCGACAUCAACGACGUGUCCGUCAUGAUGCCUACGGCGCUGGUGGGCACCGUGCUUCUGACGCUGCGUGGCCGCGGUGUCGGAAAGGGUGAGCUCGUCAGACGUGUGGAAUGGCUAUGCGAGCGCGUCCGGGCGAAAGGCGGGCGGGUUGCGCACUUCUAUCGCUAUCCGACCGAGGUCGUGGUUGAGCGUGCCCUUGAGGUUCUCGGGCCUCAGAUCGUAGGAGAGAUCACCGGACUCGUGGAGCCCACGUUCCACGCGGUGGACCGUUUCCAGCUGUCGUUCUAUCGCAACAUGAUGAUCCAUCUCUUCAUCACGGAAGCACUGGUGUCCACAGCCAUGUAUACCCGGAUUAAGCAAGGCGGCGGGCCGUCUUACCAGCGCAUGUCCUAUGGAGACCUGGUCAAUCAGGUUUCUUUCCUGUCACAGCUCUUCCGCGGCGAAUUUAUCUUCCCCCCCGAAGGCCUCGCUACCAAUUUGGAGAAGACGCUCCGCGGGCUCGAAAGAGACAACGUCAUCACCGUCAGCCGCGACACGAGCGGCGUGCCCCUGUUCGUCGAGCUCAGCGACGCCGAACGGCAGUGUGGCCGCGAAAACUACGACUUCUACUGCUUCCUGAUCUGGCCAUUCAUCGAAGCCUCGUGGCUCGGCUCCGUGUCGCUUCUGGGGCUGACCCCGCCGCUGAACGGCCCGAAAGACGUCUGGAUCGACCUGAACAAGGCCCAAAACAACGCUCAACUGCUCGGGAAAACGCUGUACCACCAGGGCGAUCUCUCCUAUUUCGAAGCGGUCAACAAGGAGACCCUGAAGAACUCCUACCAGCGGUUCGCCGAGGAAGGCAUCGUGCACGUGGCGAAGAGCAAGGAGUCGAAGGCGUCGUCGGUGCGACUGGCGCCGGAAUGGAUCCCGGAGCGGGAUGCCGAGACCGGGAAGCUGGUCCCGCGCGGCCGACUGUGGGACUUUACGGAGCUGAUCGCGCAGUCCAGACGGGAGGGGAAAAACCGUCGUGACGGCGCAACGGUCUCGUCGCGGGUGAUGCGCAUGUCGGAUCUGGUGGGACGGAAGCUGUUCGAGGACGCGGCGAGCCCGAGUCCGGUCGAGGAGGUGGAUGUGUCGAUGCGGCAGAUGCGGCGGAAGGCGAUUGCGCCGGCGAAGCUUUGA
Molecule: messenger RNA, 2558 nt
Organism: Aspergillus heteromorphus CBS 117.55
Lineage: Eukaryota; Fungi; Ascomycota; Eurotiomycetes; Eurotiales; Aspergillaceae
Product: lysophospholipid acyltransferase family protein
Exons: 7
Coding region: 126-2558 (810 amino acids)
Cellular component (GO): mitochondrial membrane
Source: RefSeq, a predicted model, not a curated record